This is a messenger RNA of Papilio xuthus (Asian swallowtail), 1140 nucleotides long. RefSeq names its product ribonuclease H2 subunit B. The transcript is spliced from 5 exons. NCBI's taxonomy places the organism in Eukaryota, Metazoa, Arthropoda, Insecta, Lepidoptera, Papilionidae. Gene Ontology annotation, biological process: RNA catabolic process. Bases 193 to 1119 code for a protein of 308 amino acids. Gene Ontology annotation, cellular component: nucleoplasm; ribonuclease H2 complex. The record is from RefSeq and is a predicted model, not a curated record.
AUUCUCUUUUAUUUAUUUAAAAAGGAUGGCUGUAUGGAAUAUAAGAUCGUUGACUUAUCUUAUGUCUAACCGUUUGACAUUGACAUUUGACUUUAAUUUGAUUACGGUUUAGCGAAAACUUCUACUGAAUGCUGAGCGGGAAAUUUCUUUAUUUUUAUAUGAAUAAGUAAAGUAACUAGAAAGUAAAUAAGUAUGACUACUAGAUCACAAAAGAAAUCAAACUCUACAUCAAGUAAUUUAAGUGUAUCUCAAAAAAGAAUAGAAAACUCGUGGAUUUUACUUAUUAAAGAAUCGUUAUUUGAAAAUAGCAGUUUCAGCAUUAUUACACUUCCUCAUCCAGCUCAUGGGAAUUUAUCGAAGUAUUGCUUAGAUAAUGUUCACAACAAAAUGUUUGAAGUGGUGACAUUCAACGAACCAUAUAGAUCAUGGUUUAUUGGUGACUUUGUUAAAUCUGACGGGAGUAUUUUAAUGGUUACUCCAAUAAAUCCAUUGUUUUUAGUUCUCCCUAGAUUAAAGGAACAAUGUGUCAACAGAGCAGUACCAUUAAAUGAUUUAUUAUCAGAGAAGGGAUUUGAUAAAAUUGUUGAUUAUGUUAAAAAUAUGGAAAAUAUUGGAGAUUUGAAGGGUCCAGCAGAAAUGAAGGCCUAUAAAUACAAUGAGGAAAAAACAUUAAACUGGUUAAAAGAAAGGAUUCAUAAAGUAGCAAAUGUUUUAAAGGAGAAAAAUAUCCAUGUAACAUCUGGAGCUAUUUCAUCUACUUUUGUAUCCAGUAACCUAAACAAUGACAGCAUUGAUGAAGAAUUUUAUCUCAAAUAUGCUCAUGGUAUAAUAUCAGACUACCUUCAAGAGGACUUAGUUGAAAAACUAGAAAAACGGUUUAAUUUUAAACCUGAAAUAAUUGAAACAGUUGGAAAGAAGAGAAAGUCUGAGGCUGAUCUAAAUAACUCAAAUAAAAAAGCCAAGAAUGAAUCCAUGUGUGAAGAUUUUAUUGAUGUGAAAGCUGGUGUUCAGUUAAAUGGAUCGUCUGAGACCAAAAAGAAGCCAACAGCUAAAGAAAAAGCUCGACAAAAGGCUGCCAGUGGAACAAAAACAAUAUCUUCAUUCUUUACAAAAAAAUAAAUGGCUUUUAAACUACAGUUA